CCGCCUUGGCACGGAUUGGCUGAGCCUUCCUCCUCCUCUGUCUCAUCUUCCUGGGGCACUGGCACUGCCCGGCUGCAGCUCCUCCACACUGACCACAGAGGGACCCGAGGAUGCCCACGCAUCAGCACUUGGUCGAUAAGAUGAGGAGGCACUCCUGCUUUGUUUUUUUGUUCUGUGGGAUAUUUUUGCCUGGAAUCCUUGGUUUUCCACAGACAAAUACCUCAAUUGAUUGUGAUUCUCUGUUGCCAAACUAUGAAGCUGAACCACAGACAUCUGCACCACCAUAUAUUAUUGUUGUAUCUUUUGAUAACUUUGAGCCAGGAAAUGAAGUCCAAGUAACCCUAGAAGCACUUGGAGAUGCUGGGUUUAAAGGAUUUAAUCUACAAGCUCGAGAAAUAGAUGGAGAUGUUCCUGUUGGUACUUUUAAAAUUACAGAUCCAAACACUAAAGGCUUGGAAUGUCAUAACAUGACGAAUUCAGCAGUAAGUCAUGCCAAUUCAGAUGUGAAAAAGAAGGUUACAACAACAUGGAUUGCUCCACAGGAUGUUGGAGAGCUUCAGUUUAUUGCAACUGUUGUUCAAAAUCUAGAGAACUUUUGGGUUGGAAUUCAAAGUAAAACUCUUACACCGACACAUUCUGGGUCAGUUAAUGCGACAGGAAAAAGUAAAAGGAAGCUUAUGAUAGAAUUAGAAUGCAACAAGCGUGGAGGGACUUACUCAACUGGCCAAUGCAUCAUGGUUGGACCUUCUUCCAGCUCCUCUCAGAGCAGCUAUUCAGGCAGUCAGGGUGGAGUAGUCUACACAAUAAGCAAGAGUGGAUGUGGCCCUGGAGGUGCUGCUGGUACAUAUGGCCAACAUGCCUGCAGAGAUUCUGCAUCCUUAUCCAGCAGUGGUCUUACCUAUGGCCAGUCUGUCCCUUCCAGCAGUUCAGAUUCCAGUAAGAAGGUAGUGGUCGUUGCCAACAGCAACCCUUUUCCACCUGUGCGUCAUACCUUCCCUCAGAGUUUGGGAAGCUCUGCCACAAGGAUCAUAGUACAGAGUGGACAAAAACAGCAAAGCAGCAGCAGUACUUAUAUUCAGGGUUCCCAAGGCAGCCAGUCCUAUGGCCAGAUCUACAGACCUCAAGGUGGCAGUUCCUAUAGCCAGGGUGGACCAAGUUUCUCAGGCAGCAGCAGCUCCUAUGGCCAGGGUUCCCAAGGCAGCCAGUCCUAUGGCCAGGGCUCCCAGCCUCAGGGUGGCAGCUCCUAUGGACAGGGGUACCAGCCUCAAGGUGGCAGUUCCUACGGCCAGGGUUCCCAAGGCAGCCAGUCCUAUGGCCAGGGCUCCCAGCCUCAGGGUGGCAGCUCCUAUGGACAGCAGGGUGGAUCUGCUUCUUAUUUUGGCAGCAGUGGCUGUGGACAAGGUACCUCCUAUGAUAGCAAUCCCUGCCACCAGGGUGGAUCACAGGGUGGUCAGGGUGACUCAUACUCCUCACAAAACUAUGGUGGUAGCCAACAGGGUGGAUCAUCAUCCUUCCAAAAUUAUGGUGACAACCAGGAUGGAUCUUACUCACAAAACUAUGGUGGUGGCCAAGGAGGAUCAUCCUCAGACACCUAUUAUGAUAAUCAGGAGUCACAAGAUUCCUCAUAUGAUAAUAAUCCCAACGCUUGUGAUGAUAAUGAUACUACCUACAAAGCCAAUGGUCAGCGCUCUGGUUGUGCAAAGAAGAAAGUUGUUGUUGCCCGAGACACAUCACAUGUUUUAAGCAGAAGAGCCGAUGAUGUACAGAAUGCAUCUUCUCCUUCAAAUAGCAGCCACUCUGAGAUGCAGGGUGGAUCAUUUGUUGCAACCAGUGGAUCAAGUAAUCAGGGUGGUUGCGUUUGUCCUGAUGGAAGCAGUGGCCAUAGACAGGGAGCCCCAGGUUCUUCACACAGCUCAUAUUCUGGUAACCAGGGAGGGCCUUUCUUCUAUCCUGGAGGAUCCUAUGGACAGGGUGGCCCAGGUUCUUCCCACAGUUCUUACUCUGGUAACCAGGGAGGGCCUUUCUAUUAUCCUGGUGGAACUUAUGGACAGGGAGCCCCAGGUUCUUCACACAGCACAUAUUCUGGUAACCAGGGAGGGCCUUUCUUCUAUCCUGGAGGAUCCUAUGGACAGGGCGGCCCAGGUUCUUCCCACAGUUCUUACUCUGGUAACCAGGGAGGGCCUUUCUAUUAUCCUGGUGGAACUUAUGGACAGGGAGGGUCUUCUGCUUAUGAUGGCAGCAGUGAAUCCUACGGUCAGGGUGGAUCUUCCGCAUAUGGUGGCUCUGAGGCUUAUGGCCAGGAUUCACCUGCCAUGGGAGCCAGUGAAACUGAAUACAGUGAUUCCUCCUCUCCGUCUGGGAGCCGCCAGAGUGAGCGGGAUUUUUAUUCCCCAGGAGGCAGCCAGUCAGGUGGACAUGGGUCAUCUUCUCAAAGUGGUAGCUACUCCAGUGGGCAGGACUCAUCCUUAUCUGGAGGCAGUCAGUAUGGGCAGGGUUCACCUUCCUCAGGAGGCAGCCAGUCUGGUGGACAGGCUGGAUGUGAUUGUUCUGGGGGAAGUUCUGGCGGAUCCCCUUCUUUAGUCAGAAGUGAUUCCUCUGCAAAUGACUCAUCUUCUUCUGGAGGCAGCCAGUACAACAGCCAAGAUUCAUAUUCCUCUGGAGCUAGCCAGUAUGGAGGACAUGAGUCAUCUUCUUAUGGAGGCAGCCAGUAUGGUGGACAAGGUUCACCUUCCUCAGGAGGCAGCCAAUAUGGUGGACAGGGUUCACAUUCUUCAGGAGGCAGCCAGUAUGGAGGACAGGUGAGAAUCUCUUCUGGUGUAGCUGUUAUUCUAACACACAGUUUCUACAUCAAAACUUGGUGCUUUUAUAUUGACUGAAAAAAAUUUUAUGAAAACUCUGUUUAUCUGAUAACAGGUAUCUAAAGAUAUAUGGUCUGAAGCAUAUAUCAGAGUUCUGCUGUUUCUGUUGUAUUAAAUGCAGUUCUGUCUUUUUUCUACCCCCAACCUGCCCUAUUGCUUUCAAAGUUUCUUAGCUCUAACAGUAAUGAGUGGCUGGAAGCAG
Prinia subflava (tawny-flanked prinia) is the source of this 3060-nucleotide messenger RNA. Its product is annotated as hornerin-like. NCBI's taxonomy places the organism in Eukaryota, Metazoa, Chordata, Aves, Passeriformes, Cisticolidae. The transcript is spliced from 61 exons. The record is from RefSeq and is a predicted model, not a curated record. The coding region runs from base 111 to 2876 and encodes 921 amino acids. Gene Ontology annotation, cellular component: membrane.